Emiliania huxleyi CCMP1516 is the source of this 844-nucleotide messenger RNA. RefSeq lists its product as hypothetical. The transcript is spliced from 5 exons. The coding region runs from base 19 to 750 and encodes 243 amino acids. Lineage: Eukaryota; Haptophyta; Isochrysidales; Noelaerhabdaceae. The record is from RefSeq and is a predicted model, not a curated record.
CCGGCAACUUGGAUCGUAAUGAUGCACGCUCUGAUGAACCUGUGGCUCGCCGUCGGCCUGCUGACGCCGUGUUAUGGUUUCUCCCUAUCCGGCGCAGUCCCUUGUGCACUCCGCAGCCUUGCCUCGACGCGCCGGCCCGUCAAACUCGCAGCCUCGCAGCCAGACUACCGCCGCUUUGAACUGUGUCGCCUCGGCGAGAGCGGAGAGAUUGAGGAGUGCCAAGUCGUGGACGAGGCCGGCCUGCUGGAGGUGCUCGGCCCGGUGGCGGCGGAGAGAGUGCUGCUCGACCCCGCCUCGGCGGAGCUCUUCUUCACCGCGCCGGCCAACGUGAGCGGCGCGCUGCCCGGCUCCCCAGCCGACGGGGCCGGCAGGUUCUUCACUCUCGCGGACUGGCAGGUCCGCCAGUGCGUCGACGAAGAGGUCUGCGACUUGCACGAGUCGGUGCUCGCGCGGGCCCUCGGGCCGCAGGCGCACGAGCAGGCCGCCGCGAGGGCCGCAGCCGCCGCUGCAACAGCUUCGGACGCCGCCUCCUCCUCCUCCGAGCCCGAGUCCGCAGCAGACGGGGACGGGGGCCGUUCUCCUGGGCGGUACCACGUGCACUUUGGCGCGGGGCGGCUGGGGAUGGGGCUGGUGGUGCCCGCGAUCUCUGCGUCCGGCAUCCCAUUCGCUGUCGUGCAGCGGCCGAAGCGAAAGUGGCAGGAGCCGCGCCCCGCCGCGCGUCCACUGACUAGCCCCAGUCCACACGAAUGAGCGCCUAACCACUCAUGAACAGGAGCUCUUCCACCGCGCGUCCACUCACGAACUCGCACCGAUUCAUUAACUAAUGACUCAACUCAUAGGAGCU